Messenger RNA from Ilyonectria robusta, 999 nucleotides. RefSeq lists its product as uncharacterized. The coding region runs from base 1 to 999 and encodes 332 amino acids. The transcript has 4 exons. The record is from RefSeq and is a predicted model, not a curated record. Lineage: Eukaryota; Fungi; Ascomycota; Sordariomycetes; Hypocreales; Nectriaceae.
AUGACGUCGACCCAGCAAGCUCGCACUAUUGCCGUUCUAGGUGCCACGGGAAACCAAGGACAAGGCGUUGUGCGCGCUCUUCUUCAUAAAGCAUCCCUAUCCUUUCACGUCCGUGCCAUUACGCGAGACGUUGAAAGCCCAGCGGCUCAGCGUCUCCUACAAGAUUUCCAGUCCCAUGGAAGACUGAGUCUUGCAAGCGCUAACAUCUACGACAUCGAGAGCUUACGCUUGGCGUUCAAGGGCGCUUAUGGGGUCUUUGCUGUAACUCACAAUCGACUCCCGGGCAAGACUAUUGAUACUGAGGACCAGCUGCGUCAUGAGUUGGCUGCUGGUAGCAAUAUUGUGGACGCUGCGGAGUAUUGCAAGGUCGAGCACUUUGUCAUGAGCAGUCUCCCGAAUCUUACCACGUCGAGUGGUGGAGUCUUCACGAAGGUCUAUCAUUUUGAUUACAAACACGAAAUUGAGCAGUUGGCUCGAAGGCAAUUGCCUGCUGUCACAGCUUUAAUCCCAGGCCUAUUCUACACCAAUAUGAUAUGGACGCAGUAUUGUCGAAGACAAGAAGAUGGCUCCGUUCGCUUUUGCGCACCUGUGUCUGGUGACACGCUUGCGGAUUGGGUUGAUCCAGGGUAUGAUGUCGGUGUCUUUGCAAGCGAAGUUUUCGCAGCCGGUCCACAGAAAGCAGGUUCAAAGACGUAUCCUGUGGUCAGCCCUAAAAUUCCAUUUUCUCAGUUUUCGGAGAUCUUUUCGACAGUAACAUCUCAACCUUCUUGCUUCGAGUCAACGACUAUGGAGGAAUGGGGUGCGACUGUAGCGGCGACAGUCGGAAAGGGAUAUGAAGAAGAUAUAAAACAGAUGAUGCAGUGGAUUGCCAUGGCCCCAAGCGAUAAGAUUUGCUAUGGAACUAUGGAUGCUGCAGAUGACACAUCCUGGCAGGAUCUCGGCGUGCGAGCAAGCACAUUCGAGGAGUGGAUGGCAAGGUCAAACUGGCAGGGGCCGUAG